UUUCUCCCUCGUCGCAGGCAGUAACUUCGGGCCUGGCCGGGGGGAUGGAGGCGGCGGCCAACUGCUCCCUGCGCGUGAAGCGGCUGCUCUUGGACCCCAAGUUCGAGGGCUACAAGCUCUCCCUGGAGCCGCUGGCCUGCUACCAGCUGGGGCUGGACUCGGCUGUAGCAGAAGUGAAACUUCGAGAUGAUCAGUAUACCCUGGACCACAUGCGUGCCUUUGGCAUGUAUAAUUACCUACAUCUUGAUUCUUGGUACCAGGAUAAUGUCUACUAUGUUGAUCAACUUGGAAGGGUUAUGAAUUUAUCAGUGACUCUGGACACUGCCUUUCGAAAGCCGAGAGAAGUAUUCAGGCUACCUUCAGACGUGACCGCUUGUGAUAAUCGCCUUUGUGCAUCAAUACACUUUUCAUCUUCUACCUGGGUUACCAUUUCAGAUGGAACAGGAAGUUUGUUUCUUAUUAAAACGGGCAAACGUGGAGAUGCUGCAUCUGAAAAGUGGGAGAUUAUGUUUAAUGAAGAACUUGGGAGUCCCUUUGUUAUAGCCCACAGUGUUUCCUUUGUAAAGUCAGAUGUGCAUUCAGUAGCUGGGCUUCUGCUUCGAGUAGAAAAAGAUGAACUGGAUGCAAAAGGAAGUGGCUUCCAUGUGUCCUUGGAAUGGGUUACAAUCACAGAAGUAGACCAAGAGGAUAAUCAAAGAUAUGAAAUCUUCAAGCGCAGAGUACUCCAAGGAAAGUCAGUCCCUCAUUAUGCAGCUAUAGAGCCAGAUGGGGAUGGUCUAAUGAUUGUCUCCUACAAACCCUUCAGAUUUAUGCAGGAUGAGGAGAAUCAACUUGAAAAAAAGGAAGAUGGGAAAAUAGCAGAUAAAAAGAAAGACCCUGUCUAUUACUGGCAACAGACUGAAGAUGAUUUGACAGUAACAAUUCAUCUUCCACAAGACAUCACUAAAGAUGACAUACAAGUACAGUUUUCUCCUGAUCAUAUCAUUGUAGCAUUGAAAAGUCAGCCUCCUUUGGUGGAAGGAAAACUCUGUUCAUCUAUUGACCAUGAAAGCUGCACAUGGAUAAUUAGAGAUAAUAGUUUGGAGAUUUCUCUAAUUAAGAAGGAUGAAGGACCCAUGUGGCCAGAGCUUAUAGUAGGUGACGCACGAGGAGAAUUCAUCAUGGACUCUUCCCAGUGUUCUGCAGUAGCUGAACGUCUGAUGCAUCUUACCUCUGAAGAAAUGAAUCCAAACCCUGACAAAGAAAACCCUCCUUGUAAUGCACAGGAAUUGGAGGAAUGUGAUAUUUUUCUUGAAGACAGCACAAGCUUAUGCAGAUUUGAUGGUAACACCUUGAAAAUCACUCAUGUGGUAAAUCUUGGAAGCAACCAGUAUCUCUUCUCAGCAGUGGUGGAUCCCAAAGAAAUGCCUUGCUUCUGUUUGCGGCAUGAUAUUGAUGCUCUUCUCUGGCAGCCACGCUCUGACCAACCGGACAAUAUGUGGGAGCACAUUGCAACUUUCAAUGCUUUAGGUUAUGUCCAAGCAUCAAAGGAAGACAAGAAAUUCACCGCUUGUCCUCCAAAUUAUUCCUAUGCUGCUAUUUGUGAGUGCCUGCGUCGAGUGUUCAUCUAUCGACAGCCCACUCCUCUGUCCACUGUUCUCUACAACAGGAAGGAGGGAAGACAAGUAGGGCAGGUUGCUAAGCAGCUGGUAGCAACCCUGGAAGCCAGUGAUCCUAUCUUGGGCUUUCAAGCUACAAAUGAGAGAUUAUUUGUUCUCACAACAAAAUCCUUGUUUUUAAUAAAGGUAAACACUGAAAAUUAA
This is a messenger RNA of Emys orbicularis (European pond turtle), 1802 nucleotides long. RefSeq names its product NudC domain containing 1 (gene NUDCD1). Lineage: Eukaryota; Metazoa; Chordata; Testudines; Emydidae. The record is from RefSeq and is a predicted model, not a curated record. The coding region runs from base 45 to 1802 and encodes 585 amino acids. The transcript is spliced from 10 exons.